Molecule: messenger RNA, 1694 nt
Organism: Melanaphis sacchari
Lineage: Eukaryota; Metazoa; Arthropoda; Insecta; Hemiptera; Aphididae
Exons: 4
Coding region: 93-1655 (520 amino acids)
Source: RefSeq, a predicted model, not a curated record
CAAUAAGUCGUUCAGUCGGUAUAUGUUUCAGUUCGUAGUAUAAUGCAUGUUGUCAUCAUAAAAAAUCGAAUGAACUAAAACACAUUACGGCAAUGUUUAAACCCAUUUUUUUAGCAACAAUUUUAGGAGUAACAAUUUGGUCAAUACAAGCAAUAAGCACUAAGGAAUCAGAAUGUAAAGAGGAAUUAGAACAAGAAAUACGCGAAUAUGUUAAAUUCGAUGGUUGGCAGAAAAUCUUUUCACGACAUUUUAAAUUUAUUGUCAAUGAAAAUGGUGAAGUUUUAAGUGAAAGGAAACGAUUGAAAUUUAAUACAAUUAUACAUAAUGCACUAUAUGGGUGCAACCAUGAAAGAGACGAUGAAGUAGAUGACUGUCCAAAUGUAUAUCAUGGAAGUAUAAGGUCAUGUAAACAUGGGCAAAAUAUAAGAUCUGCCAUGUUUAGGGCAGUGAGAUGUAAUUUUGUUGAAUCUUCCGUCAAACAUUUAGUUCUAAGUGAUGCUUUAUUAAAUACGUAUCCAUUUAACAAGUAUGACAAAAUAUCUGCGCAUGUCGAUAAACCAAUUAGAGAAUUUGGUGAAAAUGUUGUCAACAUGCUGAGCAUACUUUCUCACGGUGAAACAAAAGGAUUUGGUGAAUUAAUGGCUUUAAAUUUAUACUUAAACAAUGUAUAUAAUACUGUUUUCAUACAAAAGAUACCAGUAGAACCAGUGAUGUCUUCAGUUGAUUUAGAAAUUGCUAAGAAACAUAUAGAAAAGGUUCAUAGUAUGAUUUUAGAUAAAUUAUACACAUUUUGGGACACAUGGUGUAGCGACAAAGACAUAGUGACUCAAUAUCGAUUGAAGUAUAAUAACGAUGAUUACAUAGUUUUAUUAGACGAAAUGAACAAAAAUAUCGAAGAUACUGACGAUUUUAUACAUAGUUUAAAUGUUUCUGAUAACGUAGUGGAUUUAGAUUUUGAUCCAAAAAGGAUAGCGCUAACAGGUUUUGUGAACCAUCUAAUUACACAUAUACCAAUGCCAAACGAAUUUUUGAUUGACUUGAAGUUAAAAUCUUUUGAGGCAACGUAUGAAUUUAACCCACGUGCAAUGUACACGUAUCAUGAGUCCGUAUUCAAAACGUUAUACAUUUAUUUUUAUUGGACAACAAUAACACACUUAAAACUAGGUAUUCAAUUUAUAGACGAAAUGGAAAAUUAUGAAUUAGAAAAAUACCAAAGAAGUUUUACAAAAAAUUUCAUCAGAUAUAUACGACCACUAUCAGUAUUCAAUAUUAGCCGAUUACAGUUUCCAUUAAUAUUAUCUUCCAAGGCUUCAAAAAAUUUAACUAGUUUACUUUCCUUUUUCUUAAAAUAUUUUGAUGAUUUAAAAAAUACUAAUUUAAAAGACGUGAUUUUAUUAUCAAGACUAGAAAUUCAGAAAUUCAUAAAUGUAUUAAGUGCUGACAUGGAAACUAUGUUAAAUAUGAAAGCACCAGCUAAUUAUUAUUUUGAUUCUAUAAGUUAUGAAAACGUAUUGAAGUUAAUGCAAUCAAACUACCGAGUAUUUAAUCGUUUAGUUUUAGCAGUAAGUGGGUUCAAAGAAGAUCGAAUGAAUGUGAUUAAACUAAAGAAAUGUUUCUUUUAUUUGUCCGAAGCCAUAGAUUUUGAAAGUGAUUAAUUAUUGUAAUUUUUAUCAUUAAAUUAUAAUAAUAUAACA